Molecule: messenger RNA, 4575 nt
Organism: Dalotia coriaria
Lineage: Eukaryota; Metazoa; Arthropoda; Insecta; Coleoptera; Staphylinidae
Product: DNA (cytosine-5)-methyltransferase PliMCI-like
Exons: 6
Coding region: 265-4092 (1275 amino acids)
Biological process (GO): negative regulation of gene expression via chromosomal CpG island methylation
Cellular component (GO): nucleus
Molecular function (GO): zinc ion binding; DNA (cytosine-5-)-methyltransferase activity; DNA binding
Source: RefSeq, a predicted model, not a curated record
UAUUCGUGCUGACAAUCAUUGCAUACACUAUAAAGUACCUGAAACAACUUUCUGAUAUUAUCAGCCAUUUGUUACAUUCAUUCCCGUAAGUAAUUUGAACGUAUUCUUUUCAUAAUCAUAAAACUUUUAAAUUAUAGGUUAACCGUUACAUGUAUACAGUUCAACUUUUGGCGUUUUUAAAGUCUUAAUCUCUGUUUUAAACAUGUCACUAUGAUAUAAAUAGUUUAUUAACAAUAAAAAGUGGUUAUUAAACAAUUGUGCACCAUGAAGCAUGUAUCUGCCUCUGAUGAGUUGGAUGACAAUGGAAAUGAAACAGAAAGCGCCUGCAAAAGACUAAAACCUCUUAAUACUGCAGAAAUUCCUUUGAAUAAUGUUGAAAUUAAAGUGGAAAACGCUCCCAAGGCUCAAAAAUGUCCAAUUUGUAAACAGUAUGAUGAUCAAGUUGUUUUAUACAAUGGACAUCCAACCAACUCAGUUGCUGAGUACAUUGCAUUAACUGAUGAGAAAUUAAUGUUAUUUACUGGAGAUGAAGAGUGUAUUGAUCAGCAGGAUGAACGCCCUAGUCAUAAGAUAACAUUAUUUAAUAUUUAUGAUAAAUCAGGUCAUUUGGUGCCAAUUGACUCUGGUUUAAUCGAACAGGAUACUUUACUGUAUGUGUCUGGUUAUGUAAAACCAAUUUUUGAUGAAGAUGAAUCUGCUGAGAGUGGCAUACCAACACAUGACAUUGGUCCAAUCAAUGCAUGGUUCAUUUCAGGGUAUGAUGGUGGCGAGAAAGCAAUUGUAUUCUUUUCCACACCUUACGCAGAUUAUUACAUGAUGGCACCAUGUGAAACAUAUGCACCUGUAAUGAAACCUCUGAAUGAAAAAAUCAAACUAGUCAAGAUUGUGAUUGAAUUCUUAAUGGAUGAAUCAUGGCAACAACCAACCUAUGAAGAUAUUCUACAGAAACUUCACAGUUACAAAGACGCGGAUAUAAAUGAAGAGUGUCUGCUGCGUCAUGCACAGUUUGUGUGUGAUCAAAUAUUAAGCAUUGAUCAAGCUGCUGAGGAUGGCGACACGCCACUCUUGACUUCGCCAUGUAUUCGCAGCCUCGUCAAGAUGGCGGGUGUUACUUUUGCGAAACGCAAAUGGAAAACUAAAUUAGCCAAAAGCAUGCCAAGAGGUGUUAAAAAGUCACCGCAGUGGUCAAAAGCAACCACAACGAAUAUAGUCCGGGAGGUAAUGGAGAGUUUCUUCACUGAUCAAAUUGCUAAUAAUAAUGUUGAGAUGAAAGGGCAAAAGAAACGACGGUGUGGGAUUUGCGAGGCUUGCCAACAGUCUGAUUGUGGUGAUUGUAAUCAUUGUCGCGAUAUGCUGAAGUUCGGCGGCACGGGGCGAUCGAAACAAGCGUGCAAAUUGAGAAGAUGUCCGAAUAUGGCAAUACAAGCAGCGGAAGAUUCCGAUAACGAUGAUGAGAACGACGAUUCGGAGACAGUCAUUGUGGACGCGGUGGAGAUUCCCUGUUCGAAACGCAUUGUUAACAAAGUUAAAUGGAUUGGGGAUAUUGCAAGUGAACAGGGUAACAGGACAUACUAUACACAUGCUGAAGUUGGAAAUGCUGAAAUAAGAACUGGUGAUUAUGUAAUUCUCAAUCCAGCGGUUCCAAAACACCCGCUAUUGGUAGCUGAAGUAGUCUACAUGUGGGACGAUGUCGAAAAAGGUCCAAUGUUCCACGCGCAUUUUUUCAUCCGCGGGUCGGACACUGUUUUGGGCGAAACCUCGGACCCCAGAGAGAUUUUCAUCCAUGACAGUUGUGAUAACUGUCCUUUGGGUACAAUCGUGCGUAAAGCUGUCGUUGAAAUACGUUUACCAUCUCUUGAUUGGGCCAUGAAUGGAGGUAUUGAUAAUUUGCCACCGGUAUUAGAAGAUGAUGGUCAAACGUUUUACUUUUCAAAACGUUACGAUGCUGAACACGCAAGAUUUGAGGAUUUGAGGUCCGAUGAUUUUGCGGCGGAUUCCGUAUCACCUUGUGGGGCAUGCAAUGCAAAACAACAGAAACGAUUAUUUUAUACUCCUACAUUAAAAGAUGAUAUUGUUAUGUACCGUGGGGAAAAAUACACUAUAGGCAGUGCGGUAUAUUUAACUCCUGGAGUGUUCAAAUUCUUCAAAAUCAAGUGUGAGAUUGAAGAUGACAGAUCGUCAACAAGAAGCGACUUUGAUAGUGUUUUAUAUCCAGAAUUUUACCGCAAGAACUACGAAAAUAUUAAAGGAUCCAACACAGCCACAGGUGAACCUUUUUGUAUCGCGUUAAUCGAACAAAUCUUUGAGGAACACACCGCUAAAAGCCAAUCCAAUAUAAAACUCAAAGUUAAAAAGUUCUACCGGCCGGAAAACACUCAUCGGGGAGAGAUUUUAAAUCGACAGUGUGAUUUGAAUAUGUUGUAUUAUAGCGAAGAAGAUGAAAUAGUUGACUUUAACGACGUACAAGGUAAAUGUUUUAUUGCUUAUGGUUACAACAUUGAGGGGUCUCUGGAUGAAUGGAUGAAGCAAGGACCUGAUCGGUUUCAUUUUCUGGAAAAAUAUGAUUCUGAGACUUUGUCUUUUGAAGAAGUUCCUCCCUGUGCGAUGAAGAUUGGUCAAUGCGGGAAAGGGUCGAAGAAACAAAAGAAUAAAAGCACGAAAGUGACAAGCAAACCUUUGGAAGUUGCACCGAAUUACGAAGAAAUUGAGGCGUUGCGGUGUUUGGAUGUCUUUGCAGGAUGCGGGGGGUUGUCGGAGGGAUUACACCAGAGUGGAGUUGCCAAAACACUUUGGGCUAUUGAAAAAGAUGUUGCUGCUGCAAAAGCUUACAAGUUAAAUAAUCCCGACGCGAACGUCUUCACCGCCGAUUGUAACCAGCUGCUAAUGGAUGUGAUGGAGGGCAAUGGUGCGACAUCGGGCAUGCCGGCUAAAGGCGAAGUCCAAUUGUUGGUGGGCGGGCCGCCAUGCCAAGGAUUCUCCGGCAUGAAUCGCUUUAAUGCCGGACAAUACUCGUUAUUUAAAAAUUCCCUGAUUGUUUCGUAUCUUUCCUACUGCGAUUACUACCGUCCGAAAUAUUUCAUCCUCGAAAACGUUCGGAAUUUCGUCUCGUUUAAGAAGAGUCUCGUGUUAAAGUUAACGUUAAGAUGCUUAUUGGCAAUGGGAUAUCAGGCGACUUUUGGCGUAGUACAAGCGGGACAUUAUGGAGUGCCACAAACUCGCAGAAGAUUGAUUAUCUUUGCGGCUGCACCAGGAUGCAAGUUACCGAAUUAUCCUGAACCAUUGCAUGUGUUUAGCAAGAGGGGAUGUCAAUUAUCGGUACAAAUUGGUGAUCAUCGAUACACAAAUGGUACACGCUGGAUCGGCGCCGCCCCAUUCAGAACAAUUACCGUUUAUGACGCCAUGGCUGAUUUGCCACCGAUUAAAAACGGCUCAGGCAUUCGUGUCCUGCCCUACGGUUCAGAAGCUAUAACACAUUAUCAACGUCAGAUGCGUGGAUCAUCUCAGACGAGUACAAUCACUGAACAUGUAUGUAAAGACAUGGCGCCCUUGGUUGAAGCACGAAUGUCUUACAUCCCGCUUGCAGCCGGCAGUGAUUGGCGUGAUUUGCCUAACUUGGUCGUGCGGCUCACAGAUGGCUCUUAUACUAAUACACUGCGAUACUCGCACCUCACGAAGAAACAAUCUAAAGAUGAGACGCCGAGAGGCGUGUGUCUCUGCGCGACCAAGAAAGGUUGUUGUGAUCCCUCCGACAGGCAGUUCAAUACUCUGAUACCGUGGUGUUUACCACAUACUGCGGAUCGUCACAAUCAUUGGUCCGGGUUGUAUGGACGCUUAGAGUGGCAGGGUUAUUUUAGUACGACGGUGACGAAUCCUGAGCCUAUGGGUAAACAGGGUCGUGUUUUGCAUCCGGAGCAGCAUCGGGUUGUUAGUGUAAGGGAGUGUGCGAGGUCACAGGGCUUUCCCGAUAAGUAUGAGUUUGCUGGCAGUAUUUUGGACAAACAUCGACAAGUGGGGAAUGCCGUGCCGCCGCCUUUAGGGGCGGCGCUUGGCCGGGCGAUUUUAAAGGCGUAUUACAAUUCUAUAUAUUUUUAAUUAUCUUUUAACUGUGAUUAGUAUAAUUUUUUAGGCGGGAACAAAUUUACAUUCCAAUAAUAUUAACGUUCCACAAUUUUACUAUUAAUUAAUUUAUAUUUUUAGUGUUCUGAAAAUAGAGAGUUCUUCCCAGGUUUAUUUUCAUUUGCUGGCACGAGCCGAAGAAUAAUGAAAAUUACAAUGUUCAAUCGUGUCAUGGGUCCAAAUAUUUUACUCUGCAUUAAUUGUCACUUGUGUAGUAUACAAGGAGUCUGAACGUAAUUCAAACGUUUUCGAAGUAAAAUAUAAGCAAAACAAAUUCUGCAGCUUUCUUUGAUUUAUUUUUGAUUAAUUGUUUUAUAUCGUGUAUCCAACAAUUGUGCUAUCUUGAAAACUCCGGAGAUGCGCCCACGCGCGGUUGGAACAUAGAUAGUUUCGACUUUAUUCAAACGAUUAGUUUAAUGUUCCAAAAUAAGUUUAAUAAAAGUAUACUUAAUUAUUAUA